This is a messenger RNA of Kuraishia capsulata CBS 1993, 2253 nucleotides long. RefSeq lists its product as uncharacterized. Gene Ontology annotation, cellular component: cytoplasm. The record is from RefSeq and is a predicted model, not a curated record. NCBI's taxonomy places the organism in Eukaryota, Fungi, Ascomycota, Pichiomycetes, Pichiales, Pichiaceae. The transcript has a single exon. Gene Ontology annotation, biological process: peptide catabolic process; proteolysis. The coding region runs from base 1 to 2253 and encodes 750 amino acids. Gene Ontology annotation, molecular function: metalloaminopeptidase activity; zinc ion binding; peptide binding.
AUGGCUGGUUUCUACAGAUCCACAUACCAGGAGAACGGUGAGACCAAGUAUCUGGCCACCACCCAAAUGGAGGCUACUGACUGUAGAAGAGCCUUUCCAUGUUUUGAUGAACCAGCUUUGAAGGCCACUUUUGAUGUCAACUUGAUUGCCAAGAAAGAGCUGGUGUGUCUGUCUAAUAUGGAUGUGAAGUCCGAGACCGAACUGGAUGGUGGAAAGAAGAAGGUUUCCUUCAACACCACCCCAUUGGUGUCCACUUAUCUUGUUGCUUUCAUCGUUGGUGACUUGAAGUACAUUGAGGCUGACUACAAGUACAGAAUUCCCGUCAGAGUCUACACCACUCCAGGGUUGGAGGACCAAGGUAGAUUUUCCGUUGAAUUGGCCGCGAAGACUCUGGAGUUUUUCGAGACCAAGUUCGACAUUCCAUAUCCAUUGCCUAAGAUGGACAUGGUGGCCAUCCACGACUUCAGUGCUGGUGCCAUGGAGAAUUUUGGUUUGGUUACUUACAGGGUUGUCGACCUGUUGUUUGAUGAGCAGAACUCUACUCUUUCUACCAAGCAGAGAGUUGCCGAGGUGGUCCAGCACGAAUUGGCCCAUCAAUGGUUUGGAAAUUUGGUGACAAUGGACUGGUGGGAAGGAUUGUGGCUCAACGAAGGAUUUGCUACUUGGAUGUCUUGGUAUUCAUGUGACACUUUCUAUCCAGACUGGAAGGUUUGGGAGCAAUACGUCACUGACUCUUUGCAACAUGCUCUUUCUCUCGAUUCCCUCAGAGCUUCUCAUCCAAUUGAGGUUCCAGUCAAGAGAGCUGAUGAGAUCAACCAGAUCUUUGAUGCUAUUUCAUACAGCAAGGGUUCUUCUCUGUUGAAGAUGAUCUCCAAAUGGUUAGGCGAGGAAACCUUUAUCAAGGGUGUUUCCAACUACCUGAAAAAGCACAAGUACGGAAACACUCAAACCAGUGAUCUCUGGGAAGCUCUUUCCGAGGCCUCUGGUAAAGAUGUUGUCAAGGUUAUGGAUAUCUGGACUAAGAAGGUGGGUUAUCCAGUUCUGACUGUUACUGAAGAUGGUAACAAGAUCAACAUCAAGCAAAACCGCUACUUGACUACUGGUGAUGUAAAGCCAGAGGAGGACCAAACUCUGUACCCAGUAUUCCUUGGCCUGAAAACUGCUGAAGGCACCGACGAGUCCAUUGUUUUGGAUACCAGAGAAACCACUUUGGAGCUCAAAGAUUCCGACUUCUACAAGCUGAAUGGGGAUACUGCAGGUAUCUUUAGAACCUCCUACUCUCCUGAGAGAUGGGCUAAGCUAGGUGUGGCUGGUACCCAGGGUCUGCUGUCUGUUGAAGACCGUGCCGGUCUUGUUUCUGAUGCUGGUGCUCUUGCUGUUUCUGGAUACUCUUCUACAACCAACUUGCUGCAGUUGGUAUCCGGUUGGAAGUCAGAGCAGAGUUAUGUUGUUUGGAGUGAAAUCUUGACCAGAGUCGCAGCCGUCAAGGGUGCCUGGACGUUCGAACCAGAACAUAUCAGAAAGUCUUUGAACGCGUUCACAAGAGAUUUAGUCUCCAAGAACUGCCAUGCUCUUGGGUGGGAAUUCGCUGAAUCAGACUCAUUUUUGGAGCAACAGUUGAAGGCUUUGCUCUUUGGCGCAGCUGCUGGUGCUGACGAUGAGUCUGUUAUUGAAGCUUCCAAGUCAAUGUUCAAGGAGUACGUUUCUGGUAACAAGAAGGCUAUCCAUCCAAACCUGAGAGCCACCGUUUUUGGUACUGCAGCACGUACCGGAGGUGCCUCAGAGUACGAGCAAUUACUUGCAAUCUAUAACGAUCCUGUGUCUGUGGACGAGAAGAUCACUGCUUUGAGAUGUCUUGGCAGAUUCGAGGACAAAGAACUGAUUGCGAAGACUCUUGCCAAGCUUCUUGAUGGUAGUGUCAGAUCGCAGGAUCUCUACAUCCCUAUGCAGGGUUUGCGCACCAGUAAGGUUGGUGUUGAGAGUUUGUAUGCCUGGUUGAAGGUGAAUUGGGAUGAAGUCUAUGCCUUGCUUCCACCUGAACUCAGCAUGUUGGGAUCUGUUGUGACUCUCUGUACCUCUGGUUUCACCAAGACAGAGCAACUGGAAGACGUCAAAGCAUUCUUCGCCGGUAAGAGUACCAAGGGAUUCGACCAGGGUCUGGCCCAGUCCUUGGACACCAUUCAGUCGAAGGCUUCUUGGGUCAAGAGAGACGGUGCCAAUGUUGAAAAGUGGUUGGCUGAUAAGAAGUACUGA